CACAGCCUGCUGGAUGAAGUCGAAUCGUUGGAAGCGAUUCUGAUGGACGACGUUCAUAUCACUAAAAAUGCAAGCGGAUUUCCGGAACUGAUUGAAACGACCGUAUUUCCGACGGUGGGCGAAGAGCUGGAAUCACAGUACGUUUGCAUCACGCUGCAAGUGUUACCGGCCGUCGGCUAUCCGGAUGUGCGCCCAAACGUAAAGUUGCGCAAUCCACGUGGCCUGGAUGAUAACAUAAUCGGGCAGAUCGAGCGUGCCGUGCAGCAAAAGUUGACUGAAUCGAUUGGCCAACCGGUCGUGUUUGAUCUCAUAGAUAUAAUACGGGAACAGUUGACGGAAAGCAACCUACCAUCCGGACAGUGUGUGAUCUGUCUGUAUGGAUUCCUCGACGGUGAUGAGUUUACAAAAACCGUGUGUUAUCAUUAUUUGCACAGCCACUGUCUGGCGUGUCACAUUAACGCAUCGAAGCGCAACUAUGAGGAAGAAAUCGAAAAGCUACCCAUCUGGAAGCGUAAGGAAGCGAAACCAUUCCAGGCACAGUGCCCGGUGUGCCGGGAAUCGAUAGAUGACGUAGAGGUCGAACCGUUGAUGCGCUGUCGCCCACCGGCGGAGCGGGAAAAUGCACCGAAAUUUAAGGUGACCGAUGAGCUGAAAUCGCUCCAGGCACGAAUGAACCGGCUGUUUAUGGAGCAGAAGCGUCGGGGUGGAAUUAUCGAUUUGGAAGCGGAAGAGGGCAACGUUAUUGCGAUUGAAACGGAAUCCCCCAAUGGCGAGAUUGCUAAAGGCACAAAUGAUACCUCCUCAAACGGUCCCAGCACUAUGCUGCCAGAGGUUAAAACGCCAGCAAACAAGAAGCAUGGCACAAACGCACAACACGCCAAAGGAUCUUCAAGCUCAAAAGCAGCUAAUAAUAAUAAUGCCACCCGGCAGCGUAGUAAUGCGCCAGCUGCCACCGCAGUUGCAAACGGUGAAGCAAAUGACGAUCCGGACGCUUGUACCGAACCGUGCUGUUCGGGGCAGAACGAUCAUCACCGUGGUGGUGGAGGGUACCGGAAUCGGCGCCACAACAAUCACCAUCAUAACCGGCACCAGCGACAUCAUCACAACCACCAUCAUCAUCACCACCAGCAUCAGGGACGCGGUGGUGGUGCGGGCGGUGCUGGUACAUCCACAGCGGCUGGAGGAGCGGCCAAAAAUUUAGGCACUCCCUGCGCAUCCAACGCCAGGUGA
Molecule: messenger RNA, 1230 nt
Organism: Anopheles marshallii
Lineage: Eukaryota; Metazoa; Arthropoda; Insecta; Diptera; Culicidae
Product: E3 ubiquitin-protein ligase RNF25
Exons: 3
Biological process (GO): protein ubiquitination
Cellular component (GO): nucleus
Molecular function (GO): ubiquitin protein ligase activity; protein binding
Source: RefSeq, a predicted model, not a curated record